GCCAACACCACCCCCCCAAAGCUGAACCGACAGGAGGUCAGAGGUCGUGACGCUCUGCUGUCGGACAUCUGUAAAGGCACCCGGCUGAAGAAGGUGGCGGUGGUGAACGACCGCAGCGCCCCGCUGCUCGACAGUAAGACUCAAACACCAAAGAGCCAAACACCUCCCACAGACCACCCAUACAUUCGUUUAUACCAGUACCUACACCAGAACCAGAACCAGAGCCAGUCCAAACAGCAGGGGGCGCUGUCCGAGGAGCCGAAGAAGACGGCCGGAGAUCAGAGCUCAGCUCCUUCCCUCCAGAAGCCUAAGGGAGGCGGAGCACCUGCAGGAGCCAAUGGCAGCGCAGCAGGAAGUCCGUCAGGUUGUGCUCCACCAAUCACAGGCCUGCUGAUGGGCGGAGUCAACAAGCUGAGGCCGGUGGGAGACGGCUCCUCAGGUCGUUCUCCUUCAACUCGUGGUGCUGCGCCCCGCCCACCAAGCCAUCGCCAUGACGACACAGACAGCCCCUCCCCUCAGGCCUUGUCUCCCAUGGAAACCUCCCACUCACAGCGCCCCUCCCUGCCCAACCUGUCCUCCUC
Molecule: messenger RNA, 581 nt
Organism: Austrofundulus limnaeus
Lineage: Eukaryota; Metazoa; Chordata; Actinopteri; Cyprinodontiformes; Rivulidae
Product: WAS/WASL-interacting protein family member 2
Molecular function (GO): actin binding
Source: RefSeq, a predicted model, not a curated record